UACAGUCCCCAAGCAAAUAUUCUGCUACUUCUAUAUUCUUCUUGUGGCAAUAAUUUCUUUUAAAAUAAAUUAUUGCAAAAAAGACUAACAAGAAAACAACAAAGUUGCAAAGACAACCAAGUCAGUGGCUACUGAGAGUUCAAACAAAGACAAGCUGCCAUUAGAGAGGUUUCUUAACUCUGAAUCUGAAACAGUUUUCUACGUUUUUUUUACUAAAGUACUGCUUUCUACUUAUUAUAACUUUAGUGUCUAAGCUCUGGGGGAGUGUAAACAGCACAAGACUGCUCGUCUAGGUUGGAGUUUUUUAUUUUUUAUUUUUAUGCUCAGAUGAAUCCUGAUAGAUGUUUUGGAGGCUCGCUUCUGGUUCUAAUUGGCAUGUUUACCAAUGUGCUAGGUGCAUUCAUUGGGAUAAACAUUGGUACUGAUGUUUCCAGCAUGCCGUCAGCUUCUGAAGUUGUUUCUAUCAUCAAAACCCAUCGAAUCACUCAUGUACGACUUUAUGAUGCUGACUCUCACAUGCUGAAGGCACUUGCUGACAGUGGGAUUGAAGUUACAGUGGGCGUGACAAACGAGGAAGUUCUUGGAAUUGGAGAAUCCGCAUCAGCUGCAGCAGCCUGGGUCAACAAAAAUGUAGCAUCCUAUGUGCCUUCAACCAACAUUACAGCCAUUGCUGUUGGCAGUGAGGUUCUUACAUCAAUUCCUCAUGCUGCCCCAAUUUUAGUUACUGCUAUGAAUAACCUCCAUAAAGCUCUUGUGGCUUCUAAUCUAAAUUUUCAAGUUAAAGUUUCGAGCCCCCAACCCUUGGACAUAAUCCCCGAGCCUUUCCCCCCUUGUACUGCUGCCUUUAAUUCCUCACCCAACUCUACAGUAUACCAGCUUCUUCAGUUUUUGAAUAACACUAACUCCUAUUUUAUGUUAAAUGCAUAUCCCUAUUAUGGUUACACUAAUGGAAAUGGCAUUUUUCCAAUUGAUUAUGCACUUUUCAAACCUCUCCCCUCAGUCAAACAAAUUGUUGACCCAAACACUCUCUUCCACUAUAACAGCAUGUUCGAUGUGAUGGUUGAUGCAACCUAUUAUUCUAUGGAUGCUCUCAAUUUUUCUGGGAUCCCUAUUGUUGUCACUGAAACAGGAUGGCCUUGGCAAGGUGGACCCAAUGAACCUGAUGCCACUGUUGAAAAUGCUGGGACCUUCAUUAAUUAUUUGAUUCGGCGAGUUUCCAAUGAUUCAGGCCCUCCCAGUCGGCCAAAUAUUCCCAUCAACACAUACAUUUACGAAUUGUUUAAUGAAGACAAGAGACCUGGGCCUGUCUCUGAGAAGAAUUGGGGGGUGCUUUAUACGAAUGGCACUGCUGUUUUUCCUUUGAGUUUUAGUGGUUCUAGUCAGAUUAUGGGAAAUGCUACGACAGUUUUCUGUGUUGCAAAAGACGAUGCCAGUGAAGGUAAGUUGCAAGAUGGGCUUAACUGGGCAUGUGGGCAAGGCCAGGCCAAUUGCAGUGUUAUACAAUCAGGGCAGCCAUGUUAUCUCCCAAAUAACACCAAGAACCAUGCAUCUUAUGCUUACAAUGACUAUUAUCAAAGAAUGCAUACCGUUGGUGCAACAUGUGAUUUUGGUGGGACAGCCACAAUUACCAGUAAUGAUCCAAGUUAUAGGUCCUGUAUAUUUACGGGAAGUUCUAAUUCGAGUGCCAGGGAAGGGCUUUUGCCUCCUGGAGCAUUUGGUCCCGUAAGUCCAUUGGGUGAGAGUAUGAAGCUUUUAGUGUCGAAGGUUCGAUAUGUAAUCUCAGCCGCUUGUCUUUUGAUAAUCUUGCUAUGACAUCGGAAACCUUGUUCGGGCCGAAGAUCAUUAUGUAAUGAAAUCCGCGAGCAAAGCCCCAUGAUAGCUGAUGGUUACUUUUGCCUUUGAUGGAGCAGGGUGGUAUUCAGUUGUUAAUCUUGCUUCCUCUUUAUCUGCUCUAGGGUUCAUUCCGUUAUUUGAUCUCGAAGGUUAGCAAGCAGGCACCCAUUUCUAGCCAUGAUUUUUGAAAUAUUAUAACUAAACUUGGAUUUUUUCUUUUAAAAAAAUUUAUUUUAAGUGACAUUGAACAAUGGAAAAAUGCGAUUCUAGCUCGCUGCUGUUUAUUUGCUUGUUUGUACGAUCAGCACUUAAGACCAUUAAUUUAAAAACUUGAGAGUGGACCGGUGGAAUUAGAACUAGUGGCCCGGUUUGAACCA
Messenger RNA from Gossypium raimondii (Peruvian cotton), 2210 nucleotides. RefSeq names its product glucan endo-1,3-beta-glucosidase 4. Gene Ontology annotation, cellular component: plasma membrane. The transcript has 5 exons. The record is from RefSeq and is a predicted model, not a curated record. The coding region runs from base 328 to 1812 and encodes 494 amino acids. Gene Ontology annotation, molecular function: hydrolase activity, hydrolyzing O-glycosyl compounds. Gene Ontology annotation, biological process: carbohydrate metabolic process. NCBI's taxonomy places the organism in Eukaryota, Viridiplantae, Streptophyta, Magnoliopsida, Malvales, Malvaceae.